This is a messenger RNA of Thunnus maccoyii (southern bluefin tuna), 1074 nucleotides long. RefSeq names its product glutathione S-transferase theta-3-like. Gene Ontology annotation, biological process: glutathione metabolic process. Gene Ontology annotation, molecular function: glutathione transferase activity. NCBI's taxonomy places the organism in Eukaryota, Metazoa, Chordata, Actinopteri, Scombriformes, Scombridae. The record is from RefSeq and is a predicted model, not a curated record. The transcript has 5 exons. Bases 10 to 738 code for a protein of 242 amino acids. Gene Ontology annotation, cellular component: cytoplasm.
CCUGACGUGAUGGAGCUCUACCUCGACCUGUACUCGCAGCCAUGCCGCGCCGUCUUCCUGUUCGCCAAAGCGGUCGGGAUUCCCUUUGAGUUCAAGUUCGUCAACCUCUCCACAGGGCAACAGUACGGUGAGGAGUUUGGAAAGCUCACCAUGAUGAGGAAGGUUCCUGUCAUGAAGGACGGGAGCUUCGUUCUGACAGAGAGCAUCGCGAUCCUCAAGUACAUGGUGCAGAAACACGCGGCGUCGGUGGCGGAUCACUGGUAUCCAGCUGACCUGCAGCAGCGAGCUCGUGUUAAUGAAUACCUGUCCUGGCAACACAUGGGCCUCAGAGCUCAGGGGUCAAAGGUCUUCCUGCUCAGGACUAUGUUUCCUCUCGUCAUGGGCUGUGAGGUCCCGAAGGAAAAGAUGGACGCUGCCGUCGAGGAUCUGAAUCAGUCGCUCAACCUGCUGGAGGAGAAAUUCCUCCAGAACAAACCGUUCAUCGUCGGCGACAAAAUCUCUCUGGCUGAUCUGGUGGCUAUAGUGGAGAUCAUGCAGCCUAUUGGAACCGGUCUGAACCUGUUGGAAGGACGGCCGAAGCUGAUCGCCUGGGAAGGGCGAGUGAAGAAGGAGCUGGGUGUGAAGCUGUUCGACGAGGCUCACGAGAUGAUCAUGAAGGCGAGCAGCCUGGCGCAGACGGUGCAACACACCGACGCGAUGGAGCUGUUUAAGGCGCAGUUUAAGAAGAUCUUCAGCUGAGGAAGUACGACUCAUUCAUGUCAAAAAGCACUAAAUCAGUUUAUUCCAUCACUUUAAGGUGUUUUUUUUUACUAAAAGAGGUCCUGUGCAGAUUUGUUAUGACAUAUGUGGAGUUUGUUUCAGUUUCCAUGUAAUAAAGUGUCAGUAAAACUACACAGCUGUUUUUUAUCCUAAACUCUCAGCUGACAGCAGAAACACAAACAAAAACAUCUUUAUUUUCAUGCAAUAAAUUCUGAACAGAAAUGUACUAAAUGGAAACUGUGGCUUGCUUAUUGAACUUUUCAGCUUUGAAUAUUCACAAGGAAAAAAAUAAAAAAAAUAUAUGUUUCACAACAA